Messenger RNA from Oryzias melastigma (Indian medaka), 1335 nucleotides. RefSeq lists its product as uncharacterized. The transcript is spliced from 9 exons. Lineage: Eukaryota; Metazoa; Chordata; Actinopteri; Beloniformes; Adrianichthyidae. Bases 1 to 1335 code for a protein of 444 amino acids. The record is from RefSeq and is a predicted model, not a curated record. Gene Ontology annotation, biological process: response to bacterium.
AUGAGGAUCCUCAUCGUAAUAACAGCUCUUCUCUGCAGCCGCAGCUGCAUCUGUGAGUUUCAGACUGUGGAGGUCCAGUCUGGUGAAGAUGUCACUCUGCUCUGCUCUAACUUAACCAAAGAUCCUUCUCAGACUGACUGGUUCAGAGUGGACAACAGCUUCAAAGUCAGCUGUGGAAAGUUUGCGAUGAGCUCCAACAACAGCUUUGUGUCUCUGAACAUCAGUGAAGUGAAUGAGUCUGACUCUGGACUGUAUUUCUGUGGAUUCUAUGUAAACAAACAUACAAUCAUUGGAGAUGUUACACAACUGAUCAUUGAAGGGGAUGAGUCCAAUGAUAAAGAGAAGGGACAGAAGAAUUGUCGGAAAUCAUUCCCCUCUGCACAGGAGAAAGGCAGCUUCCUGUCUGUCUGCGCUGGUGAAAAUAUUACUUUAGAAUGUUCCUCUGAAGAUGAUAAUUUAGUUCAGAUCUACUGGUACAAGCAAAGUUUGGGACAAAAGCCUAAAAUUAUGUCCAGUUUCUAUGGAUACACUUCACAGGGGACAUUUUAUGAGGAAUUUGAGAUCGACUCACGCUUUGAAUUGGAUACAAAAGGCAAAAAUUAUCACUUGAAGAUUUUGAAGUUGCAAUUUUCAGACUCCGCUACAUAUCACUGCAUAAGUUCUGAUUCUUACUCACUUACAUUUUUGAAGAGCUAUAUUGUCAAUGUGAAGGACCCUUCUUUUUAUCUCAAGGAUUCAGUGGAUCAGUCGUCCUUUAAGAACAUCCAUCCAGGAGACUCUGUGACUCUGAACUGUACAGUACACACUGGGAGCUGUGAUGGAGAACACAGAGUUUACUGGUUCAAAGACUCUGAAGAUUCUCAUCCAGAACUCAUUUACACUCAUGGAGGCAGGAAUGAUCAGUGUGAGAGAAAUAACAACACAAAAACACACAGUUGUGUCUACAAUCUCCACAUGAAGAACCUGACUGAGUCUCAUGCUGGGAUCUACUACUGUGCUGUUGCCUCAUGUGGACACAUACUGUUUGGAAACGGAAACAAACUUGACUUCAAAGCUCCACUGAAUUCUGUGAUUCUACACACUUUGGUUGGAUUAUUGACCAUCAUGAGCGUCCUCAUUGUUUUUCUGCUUUUUCUUUUGUGGAAGAUCAACAAGAGAAACACCUGCACCUCUACAGAAGAAGGAUCAUCUGCUGCCCCCUUAAGAAGCUCAGAGGCUGAGAAGAAAGGCACCGAAAACCUCCAUUAUGCUGCUAUAAAUGUGAAGAGGUCCAAGAGAUCAAGAAGACAGAAGAACGACUUGAACACAGUGUUCCAAGAAGCCAAAAUCCCAUAG